This is a messenger RNA of Bufo bufo (common toad), 3791 nucleotides long. It is a transcript of the gene AP3B1, whose product is annotated as adaptor related protein complex 3 subunit beta 1. The record is from RefSeq and is a predicted model, not a curated record. Gene Ontology annotation, cellular component: AP-3 adaptor complex; membrane coat. Lineage: Eukaryota; Metazoa; Chordata; Amphibia; Anura; Bufonidae. Gene Ontology annotation, biological process: vesicle-mediated transport; anterograde synaptic vesicle transport; intracellular protein transport.
GAACUUCUUCAAGCUUCUCUUUCUUGCUGGGACAUAUAUAUAUAUAUAUAUAUAUAUCUAAGCAUGAGCCGCACGCUACUCCGGCCGCCCCAGAGCCCCUUCAUUUAGACUGGACGACAAUGUCGCUUUAUGCUGUUUCCGCCGGCUUGUUUUUUAAGGGAAAUUCGUUUCUGAGCUUGUAAGAAGUUUUCUCUGUUCUUGAGGGAGUUUAUAUCCUGUCCGGCUAUAAUAAUUGUGUCUCCAGGAGUUAUCAAAAGAUCAAGGCCGAAACGUCACACAACCCUUGGUUCCUUUCGGAUUUACGUGCAGCAUGGAGCAGCAUAUCGCUUUACUAAAGAAAGUGAGUGCUACCUCCGCAGUCCAGUCUGUCCUCAAUGUGGCUGAUAACCUCCAGCUAAGUCUGAGUCCUGAGCCCACAGCAGAGGAAAUAGGACUGAGCAGCGGUGAGCGGCCGCCCUCUCAUCUGAUCUUCGGGAAUGAAGACUUAAAGCAGAUGUUGGAAAGUAACAAAGACUCCUCCAAACUGGAAGCAAUGAAGAGGAUUAUAGGGAUGAUUUCAGCUGGAAAAAAUGCCUCAGAGUUAUUUCCGGCCGUCGUAAAGAACGUCGCCAGCAAAAAUCUCGAGAUAAAGAAGCUGGUGUACGUUUACCUGGUACGAUAUGCAGAGGAACAGCAAGACUUGGCGCUCUUAUCUAUCGCCACCUUUCAGCGUGGGUUAAAAGAUCCUAACCAACUUAUACGUGCAAGCGCUUUGCGGGGUGAUCUAGUAUCGGUGCCAAUUAUUGUCCCUAUAAUGAUGCUGGCUAAUAAAAAGAAGCCGCAGCAAGACUUGUCUCCCUAUGUGCGGAAGACUGCAGCGCAUGCCAUCCAGAUGCUUUAUAGCCUUGAUCCAGAGCAGAAGGACAUGCUUAUUGAGGUCAUCGAGAAACUUCUUAAAGAUAAAAGCACGCUUGUUGCAGGUAGUGUCGUGAUGGCCUUUGAAGAGGUUUCAGACAGAAUUGACCUGAUUCACAAAAAUUAUCGCAAACUGUGUAACCUGCUGGUGGAUGUGGAGGAAUGGGGUCAGGUGGUUAUAAUUCACAUGCUGACUCGAUAUGCUCGUACUCAGUUAUCAGCCCGUGGACAGAGUGGUGAUGUGUCUCUUGUGAACACGCCACCAGUCAUUGGCUGCAGCGGAGUAGGUGAUCAAUCUGGAGAGGAAGUAAACAAGCUGAAGACCGGGAAGAUGGACCCACGGGAGCAAGUGCGCAGGAUCGGAGCUGCAGGUAGCAGGCAAACCUAUGUAAAAAGCCAGGACAAGCAGUUUGCCGCAGCCACCAUUCAGGCGAUAGGACGCUGCGCCACCAAUAUAUCUGCUGUGACUGACACAUGUCUUAAUGGCCUUGUGUACCUAUUGUCAAAAAGGGACGAUAUUGUGGUCGCAGAAAGUGUGGUGGUCAUUAAAAAUCUCCUACAAACUCAGCCGAGUCAGCAUGGUGAAAUAAUCAAACACAUGGCGAAGCUCCUUGACAAAAUUACUGUUCCUAUGGCAAGGGCCAGCAUUCUGUGGCUUAUUGGCGAGUAUUGUGAGCGAGUGCCUAAAAUUGCACCUGAUGUGCUGAGGAAGAUGGCAAAGAGCUUCAUUAAUGAGGAUGACCUUGUCAAGCUGCAGAUAUUAAACCUUGCAGCAAAGCUGUACUUAACCAAUUCCAAACAGACAAAAUUGCUUACCCAGUACAUACUAAAUCUCGGCAAAUAUGAUCAGAAUUACGAUAUCCGGGACCGCACGCGCUUUAUAAGGCAGCUCAUUGUUCCAAACGAGAAGAGUGGCGCCCUGAGUAAAUACGCCAAGAGAAUAUUUCUUGCCCAGAAACCAGCUCCCGUUCUAGAAUCUCCUUUCAAAGAUCGAGACCGUUUCCAGCUGGGUACGCUGUCUCACACGCUGAAUGCUAAGGCAUCUGGGUACUUGGAGCUGUCCGACUGGCCAGAGGUGGCGCCAGAUCCCUCUGUCCGGAAUGUGGAAGUUAUUGAACCGGCUAAAACGUGGACUAAUUCAGUGGGAAAGCCUAAGAAAGGGAAGGCUACUUCAGAUAAGUUUUACUCCUCUGAAGAAGAGAAAGAAGAGGAUAAUGAGUCUGCAGCCAGCAGUGAUGAAGAAUCUGGUAGCAAGGAGGAUAGCGAUGAUCAAGAGGAAAGUAGCAGUGAGGAAAGUGAGGAGGACUCGUCAAGUGAGGAGGAAAAGUCAAGCCAUGAAGACUACCCUAAAAAAGGGAAGAAAACUAGAAAUGAUAGUGAAUCUGACGCUGAAAAUAAUGGAAACCCCAAACAGAGUGAUGGUUCAAGCUCUUCGUCCUCUGGUGGAAGUUCGGAGUCUGACUCUUCAUCAGAAUCUGGAGAGGACAGUGAAUCUGAGCCAGAGGCACCUAGAAAUAGGACCAAAUCCAAGAAAACUGAAAGUAAACCUGCCAAAGAACCUGCCAGGAAAAAAGACAUAUCCCUUCUAGACCUAGACGACUUUAAUGAUGUGUUGCCUCCAGUAGCUCUUCCCAAACCUGCCAUCCUUUCUCCCAGUUUAAUAUCAGACCUGCAAGGUUUAACCCUCUCCACUCCAUCUCCAUUAAUAAACGUGUACUUGCCAUCUUUUGUCCCUUCAAAGACCCAUGAACUUCUCCAUCGAAUGAGUGGCAAGGGUCUGGCAGCCCAAUACUACUUCCCACGACAUCCGUGUAUUUUUGGAGCUCAAAUGGUCUCCGUGCAAAUUACUUUUAACAAUUCCAGUGACAAAGAAAUAGAAGACAUUCACAUAGAAGAGCAGAAAUCUGAUCUGAAGAUGCAUUUGUUCAGCCCAGUAGAUUCUCUGGAGCCAGAGGGAUCCAUUACUGUCUCAAUGGGUAUUGACUUUUGUGAUUCCACUCAGACUGCCAGCUUCCAGUUGUGCACCAAAGAUGACCGAUUUUCUGUUUCAAUACAACCACCACCCGGAGAACUUCUCUUACCAGUAACCAUGUCAGAAACAGACCUUAAGAAAGAGCAGGCAAAGCUAACAGGUAUGAAUGAAAGCUCAGCGACUAUAACUGUAUCUCCACACAACAGUACACCACAGGGGGUGGUACAGAAGUUUUUGGCAGCUGCCAACCUAGGGGUUGUACCCUCAGGCCAAAACAAUGUACACAGAUUUGCAGCAAAGACUGUGCACAGUGGGUCAUUGAUGCUGGUCACAGUGGAGCUGAAGGAAGGCUCUACAGCUCGGCUCAUCAUAAACACAGAGAAGACGGUGAUUGGCUCCGUUCUGCUGCGGGAGCUGAAGCCUGUCCUGUCCCAGGGGUAACCAGCUUACAUCUGGACUUCAGAAUCUGGCACAAAACAAAAGUGCCUGGCAUCAACUACUGCUGCCUUUCAUUUAUAAUAAUAGCCCUUCCAUCUGGCAGUAGUGGGAAGAAUACACCCUGGACAAUCUUGUCUCCUGCUUCAGAAUGCUAGUAUCUAUCAUGUAUGCAAGCCCUUGUGAUAGCGGAGCUUGCUAACCAAAGAUCAUACAUUUUUAUGUCAUUUUUCUCUGCCAUUUGUUACAUUUACUAGCAGUAAACCUUUGUUUUCUUUGUAAUACCGGUCCACUAAGCACCUUGGGUCUGGGUAAGACAUUUCUGCAGUCUGCCACUUGAGAUAUGUCCAUGGUACUAAAGUGGGCAUGACUGAACAUUUGACAUUCUCACAUAUUUGGUAAAAUAAAAAUGGAAUCUGUUACCACCAGGUUUUUAUACGAUUGUGAUCAUUCCUGCUUUCAUUUCAUGAAUAAAUGUUAUUGAACAUGA